UUCAAAUUUUUCGUUUCUCCCGUUGGCCCAUAUAUAUGACCAAAUAAUCGAGAGCUAUUGCAUCUACAAGGGAUCUUCAAUAGGCUCCUGGCGAGGCGAUGUCAGGUUUAUACUGGACGACCUUCAGGAACUAAAGCCUACUAUGUUUUGUGGGGUUCCUCGAGUGUAUGAUCGUAUAUACACUGGUAUUGCUAGUAAAGUUUCAUCUGGUGGUGUGCUGAGGAAGACCCUUUUCCAGUAUGCAUAUAACUACAAGUUGGCAAAACUGGAGAAGCUUGUAUUUAACAAGAUAAAACAAGCAUUAGGAGGAAGAGUUCGUAUAAUGUUGUCUGGUGCUGCGCCUUUGCCCAGGCAUGUGGAGGAAUUUUUGAGGGUCACCAGCUGCAGCACUUUAUCACAAGGAUAUGGACUUACUGAAAGCUGUGGUGGCUGUUUUACGUCCAUUGGCAAUGUUUAUCCUAUGAUUGGAACUGUGGGUGUCCCCUUGACAACUAUUGAAGCACAGCUUGAGUCGGUCCCAGAACUGGGAUAUGAUGCACUUUCUAGUGUGCCAUGUGGAGAGAUUUGCCUAAGAGGGAAAACCUUGUUUUCUGGUUACCACAAGCGACAAGAUCUCACUGAAGAAGUCCUUAUUGAUGGGUGGUUCCAUACAGGUGAUAUUGGAGAAUGGCAGUCUAAUGGAGCAAUGAAAGUUAUAGACAGGAAAAAGAACAUAUUUAAACUGUCUCAAGGUGAAUAUGUUGCUGUGGAAAGCAUUGAAAGCAAAUACUUGCAAUGCCCCCUUAUCACAUCGAUUUGGGUUCAUGGGAACAGCUUCGAGUCAUUUCUUGUUGCUGUGGUUCUUCCUGACAGAAAGGCCUUGGAGGAGUGGGCAGCUGAGCAUCAUUUGACUGAUGACUACAAAUCAUUGUGUCAAAACAUGAAGCUUCGAGGGUUUGAGUUGUUAAAAGCAGUUCAUUUGGAACCAAACCCCUUUGACAUAGAGAGGGAUCUCAUGACUCCAACUUUCAACCUGAAAAGACCGCAAUUACUCAAAUAUUACAAGGACCGAGUUGAAAAACUUUAUAGUGAAGCAAAGGGUGGAAAGGUAUAAGAACAGAGCUGGAAGCAACUAUUGGAUAAAUCUAGCUACAUCACUUUCCCAAAAUUUCGAUUGCCUGCUCUUUUGUUGAUGAAAAACUACUUAUGACUAAAGAAUAUCUCGCAGGGAUUUACCCAUAUUGACCUUUGUUCUAAGUUUGUGUAUAAAUAAGUAAAGAUCUUAAUUAAGAUCUUUACUGAAGUGAAGUAA
Molecule: messenger RNA, 1291 nt
Organism: Rosa chinensis
Lineage: Eukaryota; Viridiplantae; Streptophyta; Magnoliopsida; Rosales; Rosaceae
Product: long chain acyl-CoA synthetase 2-like
Exons: 10
Coding region: 143-1093 (316 amino acids)
Biological process (GO): cutin biosynthetic process; wax biosynthetic process
Cellular component (GO): membrane; endoplasmic reticulum
Molecular function (GO): long-chain fatty acid-CoA ligase activity
Source: RefSeq, a predicted model, not a curated record